This is a messenger RNA of Durusdinium trenchii, 396 nucleotides long. The record is from the annotation of a GenBank genome assembly. NCBI's taxonomy places the organism in Eukaryota, Dinophyceae, Suessiales, Symbiodiniaceae.
AUGCUUGCGGCAGUUCAGUUCAUAGCAGUCGCCGUGCCCAGUGCUGUACUGUGCAGGCCGCCACCACAAAUCGAGGCGCCUCGAGUUCCUGCAAGUCAUGUCAUUGCUGCAGGUUUGGCCGUCUCUGCACCUGCUGCACCUCCUCGGGGAGUGGCGACUCGCGGGUUCUGGAGUUUCUGGCAUCGGUUGGAAGUCUUCUUCCAGCGCAGCAUGCUUAGAGGAGCCCCUAUAGUAGCGUUCCUGCUCCUAGUAGCGAUGCCAGGAGUGCCCAGUAGCGUCAAGAAAUGCACAUCAGAUCUUUCGUGGUCAAGAAACUGCGAAAAGUUGUUCCUUUUUGUGGUUUGUGCAGGGCCACGGAGGUCUGGAAGUGACUUGACAGUGUGUGAAACCGGGUGA